Colletotrichum costaricense is the source of this 930-nucleotide messenger RNA. RefSeq lists its product as uncharacterized. NCBI's taxonomy places the organism in Eukaryota, Fungi, Ascomycota, Sordariomycetes, Glomerellales, Glomerellaceae. The transcript is spliced from 3 exons. Bases 1 to 930 code for a protein of 309 amino acids. The record is from RefSeq and is a predicted model, not a curated record.
AUGAGGUCCACAACAACGCGGCUCCAACAGUCAAUGCUAUCCCGCGUAGUCUCAGAAUACUCCCGCGAAGCAAAGCCCGCCGCCGCCGCCGCCGUCUCCAAAGCCGCCAAAGCUCCCCCAAAGGCCGGCCGCAAAUGGCCCCUAUACUCUAACAACACGCAACUCGCAAACACAAUCUCGCUCAGCCCGCGAGAACUCUACAAGCGCAUCGGGAAAUGCCUCGCCUUUGGCUGCGACCCAGACCAGACCCAACGCGCGGCCAGUCUCCUGAGAACCAUCAACGACGAAUGGCGUAAUCUCCACGCAGUCUCGCAGGGCAUCUACGACCCCAAGAACUCGGCGUACACUGUCCGACUGCGAGAUGGCGAGCCGAGUCAUCGUCCAUGGCUGGGUAUAUCUCAAGCGUCUACCUUGACCCAAGUCGCUGAGCAGUCAAUCGCCCGUUUUCUGGACCGCGUUCUCGAGACGGCAGAUCCUCAAGAUAGAUUAGAGUGGGAGCGUCUUCGCGACAGCCAAACCUUCAAUGAGACACUGACAACCAUGCACUGCCAAAACAAAUCGCCACCGCAAACCCGCGCCUCUCCGACACUCUCGCUCGAGCCGCAAGUUAUCAGCGCCUACACAAGGUUGCUGUCAAACGAUCACGAAGAAAAGUCCACCUUCCGUUUCAAGGUUGUAAUCUAUUCACACAAGCACUUCACCAAGAUAGCAGACUUGAACAUGCAUCUGAAGAUCUGCACUCAUGACAGAGAAGGGCUGCCCUGGCUCAGCCGUGAACUGAAGCGGGUGGCUGAGUUGACCAGCACCGACGCGGAGCGAAACGCCGCAGAUGGACAUGCAAGACAUAUCGCGAAAAUGGUCAUCAACCUGGAACUGGGUACAUGGAGAAGACCAGACGCCAAGGAGGACUUUGGCAGCGCCGCGCCCUAA